Molecule: messenger RNA, 683 nt
Organism: Dendrobium catenatum
Lineage: Eukaryota; Viridiplantae; Streptophyta; Magnoliopsida; Asparagales; Orchidaceae
Product: 60S ribosomal export protein NMD3-like
Exons: 1
Coding region: 1-513 (170 amino acids)
Biological process (GO): ribosomal large subunit export from nucleus
Cellular component (GO): cytoplasm; nucleus
Molecular function (GO): ribosomal large subunit binding
Source: RefSeq, a predicted model, not a curated record
AUGAGCAUUAGGAUCAUUCCAACAAACAGCUUGAAUGAUAAUAUAUUCACUGUGAGGACACAUAUUGGGCAUCUUUUGAACCCAGGUGGCUAUGCACUUGGAUAUGAUCUUUAUGGAGCCAGUAUUAAUGAUUUUGAGAUUGAUAAGUAUAGAGGCCUUGAUUUACCUCAUGUAAUUCUUGUAAAGAAGAGCUAUGAAGAGAAGCGGCAAAAGAGGCGUGGAAAGGGUCGUUCUUGGAAGCUGAAGAGCUUGAACAUGGAGAUUGACAACACCAAAGGGAGAAUGGAUGAGGAGAAGAGGGUCAAUGAUUAUGAGGAGUUCUUGAGGGACCUAGAGGAGAACCCAGAAUUGAGGUUUAACAUGUCGCUCUAUCACAACAAUGAUUAUCAGCCAUCAGAAAUGGCAUCUACUGUUGGUGGAGAUGAGCUUCCUUCUGUGCCAUUAGAUGAGUUGAUUGCUGAACUUGCAAUCAGUGAUGAAGAAGAGAGCAAUUGUGGUAGCAUGGCUGAGUAACUUGUUUCUCCAUCUUAAAGUCUUAUUCUUAGUCGUUGUAGUAAGUUUUAAUUAUUUUUGUUAAGUGUGAAAAUUAUUGUUUGCUGGGAAAAUUAAAACUUGGUUGUUAUCUGUUGAAUUUCCAUUGAUCGUUGAUGUUUCCCAUUAAGGUUUGAGCUAUAGUUUCUUAA